This is a messenger RNA of Lolium perenne, 594 nucleotides long. Lineage: Eukaryota; Viridiplantae; Streptophyta; Magnoliopsida; Poales; Poaceae. The record is from RefSeq and is a predicted model, not a curated record.
AUGGCAAAGACAGAAGCGACGCACGGCAAAGAAUCUAAUCACGGCAAAGUACAAGGAAACCUCACGGCAAAGAAAGGAAGACGGCAAAGUCCCUACGUGCCGCACGGCAAAGAAACAAUGCACGGCAGCAUUGCCGUGGCUCGCCCCUUUGCCAACCCUCCUCAGUACGUCGGCGAAGACGACAGGUGCUUCCUUGCGAUGGUCAUGUGGUGGACAUGCCCCCAGUACCUCAAGAAGCACGAGGAGGGCAAGAAGAAGCGGGCAGAGAUGCGAGGUGGAUCGCAUAUCCAAGGCAGCCUCCCCAUCUCUCUUCACCUGCAGAAGGAGGAAGUGAGGACAGGAGCGAAGCCUAACGUCUUUGCCGUGCUGAAGAAGAUGAAGCAAAGGAAGACGCCGCAUCCUGAGACGGGGUCCGUGUGGGUUAACCCGCAAUCCGAGACCCAGUGCACGUCCUAUGUCUCCAAGUUCAAGCAGAAGUACGGCGAGGAGGCCAACCCAGAGGCCGAGGACUUUGACCCUGAGGUUGCGGUGCUUGCGGGAGAAGGCUUGAAGUUAGUGACGAUGGAUCACCUCGCCAAUGUCUACGAAUUGUAG